Messenger RNA from Pelodiscus sinensis (Chinese soft-shelled turtle), 951 nucleotides. Its product is annotated as olfactory receptor 52B2-like. Gene Ontology annotation, cellular component: plasma membrane. Gene Ontology annotation, biological process: G protein-coupled receptor signaling pathway. NCBI's taxonomy places the organism in Eukaryota, Metazoa, Chordata, Testudines, Trionychidae. Gene Ontology annotation, molecular function: G protein-coupled receptor activity; olfactory receptor activity. The record is from RefSeq and is a predicted model, not a curated record.
AUGGAGGCACCCAACAGCACAACGUUCAGUCACCUCACCUUCGUCCUGGUCGGCAUCCCGGGCCUGGAGCCCUGGCACCCCUGGAUCUCCAUCCCCUUCGCGCUGAUGUACAUGGUGGCGGUCGUGGGGAACUGUGGUCUCCUCCUGCUCAUCACCACCCAGCGCAGGCUGCACGAGCCCAUGUUCAUUUUCCUCUCCAUGCUGGCGGUGGCCGACAUACUGUUAUCCACCUGCACCGUGCCCAACACACUGGCCAUCUUCUGGUUUGGACCCAAGGCCAUUUCCUUCAGUGCCUGCAUCACCCAGGUGUUCUUUAUGCACUUUGUAUUUGCUACAGAAUCGGCCAUCGUGUUGGCCAUGGGGUUCGAUCGGUACGUCGCCGUCUGCAACCCCCUGAGGUACACGACUGUCCUCACCAAUGCAAACAUAGGGAAAAUAGCCAUGGCCAUUGUCAUCAAAAGCUUUUGUCUGGUUGUCCCCUUUGUCUUUCUCCUCAAACGGCUGCCCUUCUGCGCAAGCAAUGUCAUUGAACACUCCCAUUGUGAUCACAUCGGGGUGGCCAGGCUGGCCUGUGCAGACAUAACCAUCAAUAUCUGGUUUGGCUUUUCAAUGUUUCUCUUAACUAUUGUAGUAGAUUUUAUGUUCAUCGCUGUGUCUUAUGUGCUGAUCCUCCGGGCUGUCUUCAAGCUGCCCACCAAAGACACUCGGCUCAAGGCUCUUGGCACCUGCGGCUCACACGUCUGUAUCAUCCUCCUAUUUUACGUCCCAGCCUUUUUCAGCGUGUUAACCCACCGCUUUGGCCAUAAUGUCCCUCGACAUAUUCACAUCUUGCUGGCCGAUCUCGACCAGCUCAUUGCCCCCGUGCUAAACCCCUUUGUUUAUGGGAUGAAAACCAAGAAGCUGUGGGAACAAAUGGUCUGUGUGUUGUCUCAGAAGGGGAAAUGGUUCUGA